This is a messenger RNA of Daphnia pulicaria, 815 nucleotides long. RefSeq lists its product as uncharacterized. Bases 174 to 809 code for a protein of 211 amino acids. The record is from RefSeq and is a predicted model, not a curated record. NCBI's taxonomy places the organism in Eukaryota, Metazoa, Arthropoda, Branchiopoda, Diplostraca, Daphniidae. The transcript has 3 exons.
UAAACUAUGCUGUCGUACUGUUGUUGGGUGUUGUGUCGUUGAUGGCUGGUUCAGCCACUGGUGUACCGAUGUCUCCUGGGUAUGGCGGAUACCAAAGCACUACACUGCCGCCUCACUAAACAACUUACGACACAACCAGUUGCUACACCGAUGCUCCCAAGUACUUCACCACCAUGCUGCCCCGAGCUACUACACAAAAUCCCCGCAAUUUUAUUCUUCCCCGAGCUACAGUACUGAAGGGUAGAGUACUACACCGAGGCUCCUCAACACUACACCACCAAGGCACAGGAGUUCUACACCACUACAUAUCAUGGUCGUAUGAAAGGAGAGAAAAGAUGAAAGAUUUCAGCAGCCGAUUGAGCAUCUCCGUUACGGCAACAGGAACUGCCGUGCACUAUUUGUCAUCAACUUCAUUCUUCGUCGGAUUAAAAGUUUUAAAUAAAGUAAACUAUGGCGUCGUGCUGCUGUUGUUGGGUGUUGUAUCGUUGAUGGCUAGGUCUACCAAUAGUGUACCGAUGUCUCCUGGGUAUGGCGGGUACCAAAGCACAACACUGCCGUGCCGUCUUACUAUUAAGGAUCAACUUCCGCUGCUCCAGCUUACUACACUGAGGCUCUCAAGUGCUACUCCAUCAAGGCUCCAGAUUAUUACACCACAGCUCAUGUUGCCUCAAGCUACUACGCUGAAUGCCCGAAGUAUUUGUCUUCCCCGAGCUACACUACCAAAGGGUCGAGAACUACGUCUAGGCUCACAAGUACUACAUCACCAAGGCACCGGAGUACAAAAACGGUCGAAUACUACACAGAAGUGAUCAUGG